This is a messenger RNA of Chrysoperla carnea, 921 nucleotides long. Its product is annotated as gastrula zinc finger protein XlCGF67.1-like. NCBI's taxonomy places the organism in Eukaryota, Metazoa, Arthropoda, Insecta, Neuroptera, Chrysopidae. The coding region runs from base 1 to 732 and encodes 243 amino acids. Gene Ontology annotation, molecular function: DNA-binding transcription factor activity; RNA polymerase II cis-regulatory region sequence-specific DNA binding. The transcript has 2 exons. The record is from RefSeq and is a predicted model, not a curated record. Gene Ontology annotation, biological process: regulation of transcription by RNA polymerase II.
AUGGAACAUGAAUCAAUUCAAGACGAAUAUGAUUCAAUGGAGGACCAUGAAGCAAUUAAGAAGAGGGAAAUAUUAGAAGAAAAUGUUACAACAAAACAUGAACGGAUUGAUUUAAAUCAAGAGUUUACUAAGCAAAGCAGUUUAAUUGUCCAUAAAAGAACUCAUACUGGAAAAAAAGCUUUUUCUUGUGAACUUUGUGAUAAAUCAUUUGCUCGGAAAAACGGUUUAGACUACCAUAAACGGACUCAUACUGGAGAAAAUCUUUUUCCCUGUGAAAUUUGUGAUAUAUCAUUUACGCUACGAUCGAAUUUAGUUCGACAUAAACGAACUCAUACUGGAGAAAAACCAUUUUUCUGUGAAAUUUGUGAUAAAUCAUUUACUCAGCGAUCUAUAUUAGAAACACAUAAACGGACUCAUACUGGAGAAAAACCAUUUUCAUGUGAAAUUUGUAAUAAAUCAUUUACUCUUCGAUCGAAUUUCGAAAUACAUAAACGGACUCAUACUGGAGAAAAACCUUUUUCGUGUGCAAUUUGUGAUAAAUCAUUUACUCGGCGAUCUAUAUUAGAAACACAUAAACGGACUCAUACUGGAGAAAAACCAUUUUCAUGUGAAAUUUGUAAUAAAUCAUUUACUCAUCAAAACGGUUUAGACUAUCAUAAACGGGCACAUACUGGAGAAAAACUUUUUUCUGUGAACUUUGUGAUAAAUCAUUUGCUCGGAAAAACGGUUUAGACCACCAUAAACGGACUCAUACUGGAGAAAAUCUUUUUCCCUGUGAAAUUUGUGAUAAAUCAUUUACUCGGCGAUCUAUAUUAGAAAUACAUAAACGGACUCAUACUGGUGAAAAACCAUUUUCCUGUGAAAUUUGUGAUAAAUCAUUUACUCAGCGAUCUAUAUUAGAAACACAUAAACGGACUCAUA